GUGCAAACUGAAAAAGGAAAGAAUUUAAAAAUAAAAUUGAAAUCCAUGUAAUAGAAGAAUACCAAUCCACGUAGGAAAAGGAUUCAUUUGUUUGCGUAUAAAAUGAGGCAAAUUCUGAUAAAUCCCUCACCUAACUGGUUCGUUUGUUCUUAUUUGAUUUUGAAAUUCGUUCUUCUCCUUUAAUUCCCAAUUGUCUUGCUUCUUGAGAAAUUGUGGUGGAGCUUUUUCUUCGCGUAUUUGCAAUUCUGAUCGUGCUUUCAACCAUCCGCUCAAUGGCUCCAUUAAGUCCACAUAAAAACAUAAAGAAAUGCAGAAAAAAGAAUCAGCAUCAUUGGUUUAAGCAUGUUCCUAAAGAAUUGGUGACAGAGAUUCUUGCUCGAGUUGCCUCUUUAUCCGUCACUGAUCUCAUCAAUGCCAAAACAAGUUGCAAAGAGUUUUUUGAAGCAGCAUCAGAAGAUUAUGUCUUUGAGCAUGUGAAUAUCACUUCUUUCCCUGUCAUCCCAUGGUGGAUCAACCAUGGAGCUUCUUCUUUCUUGGAAAGGUGCAAGAAGAGUGAAAAUCCAGAAGCUUUAUUUAGACAAGGAAUGAUAGAUUAUUUCAGCACAUUAAAACAUGAUUCUGGACUAAAAUUCUUGAAGAAAGCAGCCAGUAAAGGGCAUGUGGAAGCUACAUAUGUCUAUGGUAUAAUACUUGUAUGCUAUGGUGGCAAACAUCAAAAUAAAGGAGUGAAGUUACUGUCUGAUUUGAAAAGAUCAAAAUCUAGUUUCAUUAUUACAGAAUGCAGAAGAAAAGUGCAAAAGAUUGUGCGGAUGAUGUGGGUGAAGAAUUACAUAGUUGGAAUUGGACAAACAGAAGAAAAAGAAAAGUUCCUGAAGAAGAGGAAAUCAUGCAAUUGUUGCAAUACAAAGGCACUGUGUUCUUUGGCCGGUGAUCAAACGAGAAACUAUUCAAGAUGGAAAUCUGAUGAAGAUUUUGAAGAUGACCAUUUUUCAUGCGAUUCUUGUUUAUGGGAUCUUGAAGCAAUGAAGUUUUGUAAGAUGCUAAGAACAGGAAGCUAUAGAUGAAUUAGGAUGGUGUUUUAGUAAUUUUGAUGAGUUAAUAUA
Messenger RNA from Manihot esculenta (cassava), 1103 nucleotides. RefSeq names its product putative F-box protein At1g67623. Gene Ontology annotation, molecular function: protein binding. NCBI's taxonomy places the organism in Eukaryota, Viridiplantae, Streptophyta, Magnoliopsida, Malpighiales, Euphorbiaceae. Bases 273 to 1064 code for a protein of 263 amino acids. The transcript has a single exon. The record is from RefSeq and is a predicted model, not a curated record.